UUUUAUUGUUUGGUUUUUUUGUGCUCCUCAAAUGUGAAGAAGAGAAUUUGAGAAUUGCAAACUCGAGAAGAGGAAAAAGUGCGUGAGAUAGAGAGCAAAAAGAGUGGAGGAUCGCCAACAGCCAAAAUAACAUUUUCGAAAUGGUGCUGCAGAAUCACAACACAGUGGUGGCCCGCUCCACACUGACGCCGAACAGUAGCAGCCAGAACUUUGGCUCCCAUUCGCUGGGACACCACGGCGGAUCGGCCAAUGGAUCCGGAUCCGGACGCAGUCCUCUGAACGCCGGACCCAGCACCCAGCGUCCCAUUGUGGACCUCCUGGUGGCCAUGGUGGCCGUGCCGGUGCUGAUUCUUUGCGCCCUGCAGCUGGAGAAGAACUUGCGAGACAACAGUGUAGAGUCGCGCUGGCUGGUCUUCGCCCUGGGCAUCGGGAUGCUGGUGAUCAGCGUGAUCAUCUGCGGUUAUGUCACGCACCGCAUGGGCGUCUGCAUCUGGGCGGGACCCAUCGACGAGGCGGGCAAUCGGGCCACCAAUGGAGCCAUGCCGCAUAUCAACUCCCAGAACGAUGUGCUGCGCAUAGUGGACUCCCUGCCGCCGAGUUACGAUAGUGUGGUCAAGUUCGAGUUGCCGCCGCCUGCCUACGACUGCCUGGUCAUAGACAUGGAUCAGUCCAAGGAUCUGGAGCCGCCGCAGACCUCCGCCAAGCCAGGAGCUGGGGGAUCCACCUCCGCCCCGGGAACCACCCUUCACAUCUAGGGUGGAGUAUUCGAAAGAGCAAAACGAGCAGUAGAAGGAGGAGAGAGAAUUAAGAGAUUUUUUCCCAACUGGCAGCGCAACGGAUUUCUGUACUUGACCCACUUUAAGACCACUCGCAAACAAAUCUAUACCUACGAUUUCGAUACGCGGUAUUUUGUGGCAGCUCGAGUCUUUUUCAAAAUAUUACACAAGGCAAACAAUCGAGAGAACCCAGCCGAAUACCGCCAUAUAUCCGUAUAUCUAUUGUAGGGUUUGGCUAAAUGGUAGCUUGGCAAAGCAUUAUGGCAUUGUAUUUACUUUGAUUUUAAGCAGCUAGUAUUUUAACUCGUAGAGCCCAUCAAUAGCAAUUCUCUCGCAUUGUACAUAGAGUUCUUUGAAACACAGCAUCUAGUCCAAAGUUGUAUAUAUAGCCGAAAAAGAGAUAACUGAACCACAUGAUGCGCGCAUACAAACAUUUUAAGUAAUAUUAUGAUAUACUUACUAAAUGCCAACGCAGGGCGGGAAUCAAACUACAGGGUAGCACUUAGUCUUAGUUUUAGCCUAACGCCUGUAUAUAAUUAUGUAUAUUAUGAUUACAAAUAUUUUUAUAGCCAUAUCGAUGGCGAUGUCAAUUGCCAACAAAAAUGCCGGAAAACGUUCAGAGUUGCUUUCCAGAAAUAAAGAAUUCCUAUUAAGUUUAUUGAAAUCCAA
Molecule: messenger RNA, 1445 nt
Organism: Drosophila subpulchrella
Lineage: Eukaryota; Metazoa; Arthropoda; Insecta; Diptera; Drosophilidae
Exons: 3
Coding region: 141-755 (204 amino acids)
Source: RefSeq, a predicted model, not a curated record